Molecule: messenger RNA, 460 nt
Organism: Anopheles cruzii
Lineage: Eukaryota; Metazoa; Arthropoda; Insecta; Diptera; Culicidae
Exons: 2
Coding region: 39-356 (105 amino acids)
Cellular component (GO): cytosol
Source: RefSeq, a predicted model, not a curated record
UUUAUCGAGUCCCACUCUGCCGUCCAGUACGUUCCGCCAUGUCGUUGGAAACGGUUAUCGAAAGGGUGAAGGCGCGCGUCGCCGCCGUCGAUCCGAACGGACCCCGCAAGGUGCUGGCCGUGUUUCAGUUCAACAUCAAAACUGCCGACGGAGUCGUGCCGUAUGUGAUCGAUUUGAAGCAGUUGAAGGUAGAGAAGGGAACGACUUCCGAUGCGGACGUGACCGUCGGGAUCAGCUUGGAAGAUCUGAUCGCGGUGAGCGCCAAGACGCUGCCGCUGGCUGAUGCACUGGCACAGGGAAAGCUGGACAUCCAAGGCGAUGCCACCAUGGCCGCUAAGCUAGCCGAAGUCAUCUAAGUCCACAGCGACCAAGGAAUGAUCGCGAUCUCUGCGGCAGUUGCCAUCACGUUCCAGCUACCCUUUCCUUCCGUUUUUCACGUUGUUUGUAAUAAAAUGUUCAA